Pseudophryne corroboree (corroboree frog) is the source of this 1456-nucleotide messenger RNA. RefSeq lists its product as uncharacterized. The transcript has 2 exons. The record is from RefSeq and is a predicted model, not a curated record. The coding region runs from base 128 to 811 and encodes 227 amino acids. Lineage: Eukaryota; Metazoa; Chordata; Amphibia; Anura; Myobatrachidae.
GCCACGGACCAGCAGCGGACUUGCGUCGGGGAUUGGUUCCUACUUCAGUCCAGAUCUCUUACAGGAUUCGUCGGAAGAUGAGGUGGAAGUGCAGCAGCCCGCUGUUUCUACAUCCCUGUCUUCACAAAUGCAAUUGGUGGCAGACGUACAGGAAGGGCAGGAUCCCUCAAAUGUUCAGAGGGUACACACCCUGGCAGCAGAGAUGAAUGUCUGCCAGGAUAAUUUUUGGGAUGUCGUUGGAACCAGACUGGAUGCCAUUGAGAAGACAAUGGAGAAGAUGGCAAACGGUCUGGUUGAAAUGCAAAAGGCUCUUGCCGACAGCACGGCAGAAUCGCAAAAGACCAGACGAGAAGAUCACAGGGAGACUAUGGACAUCCUUCAAGUUCUGGCCACAUCCAUCAACCGGCUGGUGGAUAACACAUCAUGCCUGGCACACAGCGUUGACAACAUGUCGGAGAGCCAACGACAUUCGGCAGCCAGCCACCAGAUCAUCGCAACCACGCUGCAGAUGAUGUACGAUAAGCUCCCAGAGCCAGCUCAUCAACACGCUGGGGAACCACCACAUCCGCAAUCACAAGACACACGGACGCCUCCUGCCCUUCCUCCACCACCAUCCUGGUAUGGAUGGUCACAGCUGUACCAAGGAUAUAGAGGGAUGUACCCCACCUACCAGAUGCCUCCACCACCAACACCGGCCACAUCAUCUACACCAGCACGGCCACUGAGGCCAAUUCAAUGUACUCCACAGCCGCCCAGGGCAUCGACGCCCCAUCAGGAGGAAGAAGAGGAUCCGGACGGACAACCACCAUAAGCCCGGUCGUAUUGUUUUAUUUACUCUUUAUGUUUUUCAUGUUUCCCUUUCUCCCCCUCCCAUUAGUUUUUUUUCUUCUUACUAUUGUUUUAUAUUUGUGUUGGGCUCCCCACCCCCGACCGGAUACUACCAAGGAGCUUUAUGUCUAGGCAUACAUGCGCGGGCAUGUAUGUGGGCGCGUGUGGUAACUGAUGAAAGCUCCUUGUGGUUACAUAUAUGAUGGGCCAAAGAGCUAUUCUGAUACCACUUUUUUUUUAAAAACAAACUCAUUUUUGUAUUGGUGUAAAUUAGGCUUUCAACUUUGGACCGCCUGCCCUUGGGGAACAACACAGUCCAGCAAUGGGUCAUGCUGGACUGCGUGGUUCCACAAGUGCAGGCGUGUCAAAGUGCUGAACACUGACACCACUCUGCCACUUUGGACCGCCUGACCUUGGGGAACAACACAGUCCAGCAAUGGGUUAUGCUGGACUGUGUGGUUCCACAAGUGCAGGUGUGUCAAAGUGCUGACCACUGUCUUGACUCUGGCACUUUGGACCGCCUGACCCUGGGGAACAACACAGUCCAGCAAUGGGUCAUGCUGGACUGUGUGGUUCCACAAGUGCAGGCGUGUCAAAGUGCUGACCACUGUCUUGACUCUGGCACUUU